UGACGCCACUGUCAUCCGAGUGACGAAGUUGUCCAUCGCAGUCAACUCACACGAAGGACACGCCCACGGCGACCAGCUGGGACGGCAUGCCCCAGGACCUGCCGGCCGAAGUGGUGGCGCUGGUCGAACGCCUGCUGAAGGAAGCCGAAAGCAAACAAGACUUGGACGCCCGGGAGACCGAGAAGGGACCCCGGUUGACCUCGUCGUCCUCGGGAGGUGGCAACGCUACCACCGGCACUGUCACGGCGCAAGUAACCAGCAGUCAGGUGACCUUCAUGAUCUGGGACUUCGACGGCCUGCCCAGGCACUUUAUCACCCACCAGGCAUUCUACUCAUCUCACGGCAUCUACCUACUCCUCUUCGACCUGACCAGGGACCUGAACGAGCCAAUUCACAUCCCGGACCAGACUCGUGGAAUGGAGGACCCGGGUACACCGCUGUCCACCAUCGACUACGUGCAUCAGUGGCUCACCUCGAUCCACGUGUCGGCGGCGAGGACGCACCAGGACGGAGACUACGGGGCCGCCAAGGACGUGGAGGACGUGGACACGUCACAACUCCUGCCCACCGUCAUCCUCGUGGGCACUCACCGGUCCAGGCUCCGAGGAAACGCCCAGGCCAGGAAUAACACGAUCUCGGAGAAGUUCACGCAGCUGCGAGACACCCUGCGCAGCAAGGCGUACGGUCGCCACGUGCUGCCCAUGUACUUCGCCGUCGACAGCUGCGCGGAGCCGUCGCCGCUGUCUCCGCCACCGGCCACCACGACGGAGUCCGGCGGCGACUACGGCGGCGGCGGCGACGACCCCGAGGAGGCCCUGGAGGCCCUCCGCCGCAAGGUGGAGCACGUGGCGGCCCGCAUGGACUGCGUGGGCCACGAGGUGCCGCUGCGGUGGCUCGCCUUCGAGAGGGCGCUCGCGAGGUUGCUCGAAAACGGCGUGUACUUCGCGAGCCUGUACCAGCUGGAGGAGAUCGGCCGCCAGGAAGGAAUCGACAGCGAAGAGGGCUUCCACUCGGUCGUGCACUUCCUGCACCAGCAGGGGAAGCUCGUGUGCUUCGGCUGCCAGCACCGGGGCACCGGGGUCGGCGCACUCGACAGUCGCUGGGACGGCAUCGUCAUCCUCAGGCCGCAGUGGUUCCUCGACGCCCUCUACAAGCUGGUCGGCUCGGCACCGCAGAAGCAGACCUGCUGGGAGGACGUCCCCAAGGGCAAGAAAGAGCCGGCCAGCUACAGGAUAAGCUACAAGCAGCUCAGGUCACUGUGGAGCAACUCUACCGACCAGCUGGAAACGCUGGUGGCCGUACUCAGUUCCCUGGAUUUCCUGGUGGCGCACUACGAACGAAUUCCGUCGGAAAUGUCUCUCGGCGAUGAAGAAGAGGCCUUCUGCGUCGUGCCUUGGUUGACGACCUCGCUACAGACGAGGUCGAUGGCCUUGGGAAACUCUCCAAGCAGUGAUGCGCUCGUGUUCUUCAUCGACUUCGCAGGACUUCUACCAGUGGGAUUCUUCACGCGCCUGGUGGUGCGCCUACUGCGCUGGUGCGACUGGCGCGAGGCGACCUUCGUCAACGGCUUCGCCACCAUACCUUUGGACCGCGACAACGACCUGCUGCUCAAGCUGCACCAGACGGCGCCCAGCCAGAACCGAGGAAGGAUCCAGGUGGUCAUACAGAGGACGAGUACGAUGGAGAACUGGAUGGGCGGCAUCCCUCAACCGAGCAUCUGCGAAAAGGUGGUUCACCUGAUCGAGGCCGAGAUCGAGGCCCUCCGGGAGCUGUGGUACACCCGGCUCUGCUUCAAGUGCUUCGUCACGUGUCCCUGCAAGUCGUUGCCGUGCGCACUGCACUCGUCCAAGGACUGCCAGGACCAGAACUGCCUGCACUUCUUGCCUCUCGACGAAUGCCUGCACAGAAAGGUGGUGUACUGCGACUACAGGCGAGUCCAAACUGAGUUCGUGAGGCGGCACUUCCCUUACGCAUCGUUCCACGGAAUGAGAGGAUACAGCGCAGGUAUGCAGCGAGCUUCGAGCGCCACCGCGGUGUGGGACCCGGACCAGCCGCCGCUGGGGUUCUCGGCCUUCGGCUGGGAGGAACGGUUCGGGCCCUGGGAGGAGCCUCCCUGGCUGCGGGACGCCGCCAAGCUGCUCGAGUCCGGAAACACGGGACGUGACUGGCUCGCCCUCGCGAAGAGGCUGGGCUACACGGACAAGGAGCUGAGUCGCUUCGUGGAGGAGACGAGUCCGGGCGUGGCGCUGCUCCGCGACUGGCGCGAGAGCAACGGGGCGACGCGGUACUGCAUCGACGUGCUCAUCUCGUGCUUGCAGCAGAUCAGCCGGCACGACGUCGCCAGGCUCAUACAGGAAGAGAUGGAGCCCGAAUCACUGGCGCCGCCGGUGUUCAUCAGCUACCAGUGGGACGCCCAGGAGGUGGUGCUAAACAUCCGCCAGCACCUCGAGUUCUCGGGAUUCCCCUGCUGGAUGGACGUGGGACAAGUGGGCGGCGGAGACUCGCUCUACGGAAAGAUCUACGAGGGCAUCAGCAGGGCGAAGGUGGUGCUGUGCUGCCUGACUCCGCGGUACGCCUCGUCGUCGGCGUGCGCCCGCGAGCUGAGCCUGGCCGACGUGCUGCGAAAGCCCAUCGUGCCCGUCAUGGUGGAGCCGACGCCCUGGCCCCCGCCGGGUCCCCUGGCCGUGGUGCUCAGCGCGCUCGUCUACGUCGACCUGUGCGGCAUCGGCGGCCACGGCGGCAGCGGCCGACGCGCCGACUGGGAGAUGCGCUUCCAGGAGAUCGUGGCGCGCGUGGCCCAGUUCCUGGCGCCGCCCGCCAGCGCGCCCAGGCCACACUCGAACAAGCACAGGGCCGCCGCCGCCACGCUCGCGCCGCUGCUCGCGCAGCACGCGACCGUGACUGGCCCCGCCGCCAGCGCCAACGCCGCCUCGUCGACCAACGCCGCCAGGGCGGCGACACCGUCACCCAGGGCCAGCUUCAGCCAGGCCAAUCCGGUCCGGAACGACGACGAACGGGAACUACAGUCCGCCGCAUCCGUCCCAAUGGACGACGACCGAGAGUCCGACGCCAGUAAUCCGGGAUCGCCACAGUCCUGGGACCGACCGAACCGAGUGAUCAACCGAGUUGUUCGUUGCUCGAUCUGCGUCAUCAUCUGACACGGGCGUCACGCCUGUUGAGACUGUUUAAACGUAUUGUGUACAUAAAUAUUUGUUGCCACGGCUUGUCAUACACA
This is a messenger RNA of Dermacentor andersoni, 3235 nucleotides long. RefSeq lists its product as uncharacterized. Gene Ontology annotation, molecular function: protein binding. The record is from RefSeq and is a predicted model, not a curated record. Gene Ontology annotation, biological process: signal transduction. Lineage: Eukaryota; Metazoa; Arthropoda; Arachnida; Ixodida; Ixodidae.